AUGAAGACGCUGUCGAAGCAGCCGUCGACUGCAACUGUUUUGUUCUGCGGUGCACGCGGCCAAGAGCUCGGGACGGAAAGAGCAGCUCACGGUGCUUCGAGUACUGGACUGCGAGACGCUUUCGAUGCCGAAGAAGAUUGCGCUAUUUGGCGCACAGGUCCCCGGCAGACCAGUUUGAUGUUUGACGUGAUCGAGGCUAACGGCGAGCGUGUGAUGUUGACAGCAGAUGCCGAGAGCUCCAAGCGCUAUAUGGCGCACGCGCUCAGUCGUCUCUCAUUCGUAGGAGACCGAAAGCGUUACCAAUACUUCUGCCCCUUAAAGUCGCUCGGGCUCGGCUCCGAUGCCGCCUUCGAAUAUCUUGUCACCUGUGCUGAAGCUUACUUGGAAGAGGAAGUGUACAGUGGAAGGACGGCACCUGGACCCUUGAAAGAGGAAAGGAAAAGCAGCUGCACGACCAUUUGCCGACGGUGA
Hyaloperonospora brassicae is the source of this 471-nucleotide messenger RNA. The record is from the annotation of a GenBank genome assembly. NCBI's taxonomy places the organism in Eukaryota, Oomycota, Peronosporomycetes, Peronosporales, Peronosporaceae.